This is a messenger RNA of Histoplasma capsulatum G186AR, 735 nucleotides long. RefSeq lists its product as uncharacterized. NCBI's taxonomy places the organism in Eukaryota, Fungi, Ascomycota, Eurotiomycetes, Onygenales, Ajellomycetaceae. The record is from RefSeq and is a predicted model, not a curated record. The coding region runs from base 1 to 735 and encodes 244 amino acids. The transcript has 3 exons.
AUGAAUGCGUAUGCAAGUUGCGCACGACUCGCUCGGAAAACUCGCAUUUCCAGUGCUGGACCGCUGGACUGGGUCAUGGGCCUAUCGCUUCAUCGCAUAAAAGGUAAAAGUCGAGAACUCGGGUUUUCAGCACGGUGCUUCCAAGGUAUCUUCCGUAAUAAAUGUGGAGCACGCAGUGGUUCGGUAACCGCUCGAUGUGACGAAGACCAAGAAAAAUACCGGCCCAUGCGGCCCAUUUCAAUAUGCAAAGCUAAUAAGGUUGGGCUGGGAUACCAGCUUCCAACUUCGGCCAAGGUUGCAAAGAUUUUGAUCAGGUUUGGUUUGGUUAACUCGGAUGAUAGCAGUUGUAACUUGCGGGUUUCCCGUCUCACCUUUCUGGAGGGCACCAUCUGUGAUAGGACAAAGAACAAUUUUCGAGCUCCAUUAAACUGCUGCCAGCAGGUGGGAAUCGUUAGUUACCGACGGCAUGUCCUCUGGAUUUUUGAUUUUGGGGGUUUAGAUUGGUUCAUCCCCACUCCUACCAGCAUAGCGCUGGUGGUGAUCAAGCUCUUUUGCCCCAGUGGCCUAACAUUUGAGCCUUGUGACAACAGUAUUGUUGAGCCAAGAGCGACAACUGGUCGUAUCGAUAAUACUACGGAAGGCAGCCAAGUCCUCGACACAUUCGGAUUCCACUUCAGCGAUGGCACCAAACGCUGUAGGUGGAGGAUUGGCGGUGCCAGCCUCAUCGAGUCAUAG